Molecule: messenger RNA, 1373 nt
Organism: Rhipicephalus sanguineus (brown dog tick)
Lineage: Eukaryota; Metazoa; Arthropoda; Arachnida; Ixodida; Ixodidae
Product: papilin
Exons: 8
Coding region: 7-1278 (423 amino acids)
Molecular function (GO): serine-type endopeptidase inhibitor activity
Source: RefSeq, a predicted model, not a curated record
UUUAUUAUGUUUGCCUCUUUCGCAGGGGGACCAAAGAACCCGCACUCAAAAUGCUACGACGCCGUAGGAUACCACCCGUGUAGAGUGGCGGCAGCAGGUUCGAGGUGGCACUUCGACAUGCACACCAAGAACUGCCUAAAGAGCCAGUUCUGCGCCGAGGACAACAAUAACUUCCACACUAAGACAGAGUGCGAAUACGCCUGUCCAGCUUAUUCAUUCUGUCUAUUCGACAAAGCUGAAGUUCCUUGUGCCAACAGUACUGGGCAAAGUCAGUGGUUUUUUGACCCGUAUACCCAUCGGUGCAAGAAAUCCAUCAACUGUGUCACAGGAGGCAACGCUUUCAUCUCGAGAUCGGAAUGCAUCUCCAAAUGCCGAGCAGUCGAUGUGUGCGAUGCACCGAGACCAGCGGAGAUUUGCGACAGUGGACAACGAACUGUUUGGUACUACGACAAGUCAAGGGGCGCCUGCGUCAAGGACGUCAACUGUCACAACCGAGGCAACAACUUCCCCAGCCUGAAAGAAUGCCAAAGAGUUUGCAUUAGACGUGUGGCACCAGUGCCAAAGCCCAGCAAGGUGUGCUUCACGUUUCCCCCGACGUACGGCUGCGGUCGACUGGCCGAGAGGUGGGUCUACAAUCUCGACUCGAAGAUGUGCGAGCGCAUGUUCGUCUGUCCCAAGUCUGGCAACAGCUUCAUCCGGAGGAGCAACUGCGAAUACAGCUGUCCGUCAGAGUCAUUCUGCAGUUUCCCAAAACCGUUCCUGGAUCCGGCUUGCGCCAACUACCCUCCUGCAAAGCACACCUGGUACUACAACCCAGAAACGCGCGAAUGCCGAUUGGGCGCAGCCUGCCACUUGGCUAGGAGCAACGCCUUCCCCACUCGUCAAAGGUGUAGCCAGAUCUGCAGAAGCCGUGACGUCUGUUUCGAGCCUCCAAACCCGCCUCUAUGUCCAGGAAAGGAGAAGACCGUGUACAUCUACAAUCCUAUCAAACGGAUAUGCGAGAAGUCACAAGGCUGCGAUUUUCGCGGGAACAAUUUCCCCACCAUAGAGGAAUGCAGCAAAACCUGCGAACGAUAUCGCUCCCCCGAAGACUGCCACCACUGGCCGAACCGCGGUCCGUGCUACGACUUCCAAUUCAAGUGGUACUUCGACCCGCACUAUAAAAACUGCUUCCAAUUUCUUUACGGUGGCUGCAACGGUGGCCCUAAUCUGUUUGACUCGAGAGAAGAGUGCCUGGGAGUCUGCGUUCCCCUGAAGCGCACUCCUCGACGCUGCUGAUCUCAGUCGCUUCUUCUUAACAAUAAAAAUUGGAACUCAAACAAUAAUCCUUCUGUGGAUCAAAUUGUUUACAAGUAAUUGCUUCGUGUCUCUGU